UCAUGUCUCUCACAAACGGCUCGCCCUCAGAAGCCGCAAGAGCAGCAAAGCUCUCUUCCCGCACCCUCGCCAUCCUCUCCACCGAAGACAGAAACUCUGCUCUGCAAUCAAUCCACGAUGCACUCUCGACAGCAAAAUCAGACAUCUUGCAAGCAAAUGCCCGUGACUUGGAGAUUGCGACAAAGUCUGCUGCUGAUGGAGAGUUGAGCCAGAGUAUUUUGAAGAGAUUGGAUCUUUCUAGACCUGGCAAGUUUGAGGAUAUGUUGAAGGGGAUUUUGGAUGUGAAGGGGUUGGAGGAUCCUGUUGGAAAGGUUGAUAUGCGGACGGAGCUAGAUGAUGGGCUUAUUCUGCAACGUCAAUCAUGUCCGAUUGGUGUUCUGUUGAUCAUCUUCGAGGCUCGUCCUGAAGUUAUCGCCAACAUUGCUUCUUUGGCUAUCAAGUCUGCAAAUGCUGCUAUCCUGAAGGGUUCGUACUGGUCAGAAUUCGAGUCAACAGAAUCAUUCAAGAUCAUCGCCACAGUCAUCUCCAAAGCACUCGAGAGCACAAAAGUCCCUAACGACUCGAUCCAACUUGUCACAACCAGAGAUGCUGUGGACCCUCUGCUUCAACUCAGCCAGUACAUCGAUCUUGUCAUUCCUCGUGGAUCAAACGAGCUUGUGCGCCACUGCCAACGUAUGGCUCACAUGCCUGUUCUCGGUCACGCUGAUGGUCUAUGCCAUUACUACAUUCACCCUGAUGCCGAGCCUGAGAUGGCUGCAAGCGUUAUCGUGGACUCAAAGACAGACUACCCAGCAGCUUGCAACUCUCUCGAAUCUCUACUGGUCAACGAAGACGCACUGAAAACAAUUCUGCCUGGCGUAGCAUCAGCUCUUCUCGCCAAGGGUGUAUCAUUGCGCUGCGACCCUACCUCAAAGGCCGCACUUUCGGAGACUCUGGACAAGCAUGAAGCAGCCAUGCUGCAAGACGCUGGCGAGUCAGACUUUGACACAGAGUUCCUCGACUUGAUCCUCGCCAUCAAGACCAUCCCCAGAACCGAAGAUCCGCUAGAGGCCGUCGAUGCCGCAGUCGAGCACAUCAACAUGCACGGCUCACACCACACAGAUGCCAUUCUCACAUCCUCGGAACAGACCGCUGAUCGCUUCUGCAAUGGUGUGGACAGUGCAUGCAAGUUCUGGAACUGCAGUACGAGAUUGUCGGAUGGUAUGCGUUUCGGCUUUGGCACUGAGGUCGGUAUUAGUACCAACAAAGUACAUGCCAGAGGACCUGUUGGUUUGGAAGGUCUUUGCAUUCACGAAUACAGAAUCAAGGGAUCUGGACAGGGUGCUGCAAUGUACGGAGUAGGUGGCAGCAGACAGUGGAAGCACAAGAAGUUGCCGCUU
This is a messenger RNA of Aureobasidium uvarum, 1379 nucleotides long. Lineage: Eukaryota; Fungi; Ascomycota; Dothideomycetes; Dothideales; Saccotheciaceae. The record is from the annotation of a GenBank genome assembly.